Messenger RNA from Rhizoctonia solani, 987 nucleotides. RefSeq lists its product as uncharacterized. Bases 1 to 987 code for a protein of 328 amino acids. The record is from RefSeq and is a predicted model, not a curated record. The transcript has 2 exons. NCBI's taxonomy places the organism in Eukaryota, Fungi, Basidiomycota, Agaricomycetes, Cantharellales, Ceratobasidiaceae.
AUGGCGGAAGCAAACGACCAGAACCUACACUGGGCACGUGAACGCCUGCGUGAUCUGGACCGAUUCGAUGGGAAAGAACUCACCGCGAAACAAGUAGAGAGCACGUGGAGGAAACGUUUCUGCAAAAUGGUCAACGCAUAUAAGGUUAGCGAUAACCAACGACGCGCCUUGUGGCUGGAACACCUCGAGGAGCCCUUGUUGGCAGCCGAAUGGGCGGAACGAAUGGAGGACGAAGGGAAAAUCGGGACAUGGGAUGCGCUGGUGAAGGAGUUGGGCGUGCGCUGGCCGGCGCCGGAUGAAGCGGAGAAGCAGAAGGAAAGAACAGAGCGUUGGUACCAGCAUGCAAUCGAGGAGAAGAAAUUAGGGACCAGGGUAGAGGGGAUAGGUGGAGCGUCGGAGCCGUAUUACGUUGUCUGGGCAAGGGAACACAUGGCGUUAGCAGCGGAAAUGAGUGCAGGGAAAGUAGGCAAGGAGAAGUUUAUGGUAGAAUGGACAUGGCACCGGGCCCUCCCAAGUACCCUCAAGGGGUUGCUGCCAAAAGAAUUCAGCAAAUAUAAAACAAUCACCAAGCUUUGCAAGGACGUUAUCAGCAUUGAGUACAACCGAGUGCUGGUACUCACGCAAGCCAAGGCAGCGCAGAAAGCUACAAACACUUGGACCAAGUCAAGCUCCAGCAUGCAGGCCAGACCCGCCAAAGGACAGGGGAGAACCUUUGGCAGGAGCCAGCCGGGCUAUGAGCUCUACCGCGCCGCUAUCAAUAGCCUGCCAGCCAACUGGCCCUCAAUGCAAGAUUACCCACUCACACCGGGCACCUAUAGCCAAGCCGCCAACACAUGCACACGCUGCAGCAAAGGCAACCAUGCGGCCAAGCCUGCUACGGAAAGCAUUACCGGAAAACAAGAUGGAAUGGAGAAAGCGUACCAAGGAGGAGCUAGGGCAGGCAAGGCCGGGCCCGUCAAGAGCCAAGAUUUUCCAGGUCUUGGUUGA